AUGCGGAACUGGGGCGUCGUUCAAGGCUGUGGGUUGUGUGGGGAGAGGGAUGAGACUAGGGAUCAUCUUUUCUUCGCUUGUCCUUAUUCAUUCACUGUCUGGGAGAAGUUGGUGCGUGGUUUCUUUGGCAGAAGGACUAACCCAGAUUGGACUGCAACGCUGAGCAUGAUUGCAGGUCGUAGACGCAACAGGUUGGACUCGAUUCUGAUAAAAAAGGUGUUUCAGAUGACUAUCUACCAUGUUUGGAGGGAGAGAAAUGAGAGAAGGCAUCAGAUGACAUGGAAGACAGCAGAUCAACUUCAUAAGAUCAUAGACAAGACAAUGAGGAACAGAAUUGCAUCCUUGAAGUAUAAGGGACAGCACCAAAAUGCCGGUCUGUUGCAAAGAUGCUUCGAACUUUCUGGUUGA
Messenger RNA from Brassica rapa (field mustard), 408 nucleotides. RefSeq lists its product as uncharacterized. The record is from RefSeq and is a predicted model, not a curated record. Lineage: Eukaryota; Viridiplantae; Streptophyta; Magnoliopsida; Brassicales; Brassicaceae.